AUGGCUAGGACAUACACCUUCUACAACCUACGCAUCAUCCUGGUCCUGACCCUGGGCAGUCUUACCUUUGGGUACGGCUUCUCCGUCAUCUCAAACACCAUCGGGCAGCCCGGCUUCAUCCAAUACUUCAACCUCAAAGCCAACUCGGACUACACCAACGCCAUCACCGGCACCAUCAAUGGCCUGUAUUGUGCAGGAGCACUGUUUGGGGCGCUGCAUGUGGGCUGGAUGUGCGAAGCCCGCGGCAGAAAGGAGACCAUGUAUUUGGCGUCGGCCGUCAACGUCGUGGGCGGUGCCCUCGAGACGGGCUCCGUCAACAUGGCCAUGUUCCUGGUUUCGCGCUUCAUUGCGGGUACUGGAAUAGGCAUGAUGGUAGUUUUGAUUCCCAUCAUGCAAUCUGAAAUCUCACCUCCCAACGCGCGAGGCUUUCUCGUCGGCCAACACGGCACCUGGAUUGUCUUGGGAUACGCCAUUGCCGGCUGGGUGGGCGCUGGCACGUAUUACUCGUCGAACCUUUCCUUCCAAUGGCGAUUCCCCAUCUCUUUGUCCAUCAUCCCGCCCCUUGCGUUGGCCGUGUGUGGUCCCUGGAUCCCGGAAUCCCCUCGUUGGCUGCUCACCCGAGACCGACGCGAGGAGGCCUGGAAUAUCGUCAGGCGGCUGCACGGUGGCGCAGCCGAGGACGAAGCAGGUCUCCAAUAUGCGCGCGAGGAAUUCUACCAAAUGACCGAGCAGGUGCGAGUAGACGCGGCCGCGUGGAAGCAGUGGGGAUGGCGCGGCAUGUUCACAAACAAGACCUACCGGAAGCGCUUCUGGAUGGGUUUCUUCAUCCAGUAUGCCGCACAAUCGACGGGUGCCCAGGUGAUCUACGUCUCAGCUUGCACUGACUCUUAUGCUGGGUGGGGAUGGGGUUUGUCAGUAUACAUUGUAUCCCUGUACCAGAAUCUCGGACUCACCGGCGGAGUGCCCUUGAUUUUGGGAGCAGCCUAUGUCACCGUCGCGACCAUUUCCAACUUCAUUGGGGCGCUGCUCUUGGACAGAGUAGGACGAAAACCACUUCUGCUCGCCGGCCUCACCGGAUGCAUGCUGUCGGUGUGCCUGGAAACCGCCAUGAUAGCCGAGUAUGCGGGUACCACCAACAAGGCCGGGUUGUCCAUGGGGGUGUUCUUCUCCUUCUGCUUCAUCAGCUUCUAUGGGGGUGGCAUCGAUGUGGGCGUGGCCUGGUCUCUCGCCGGGACAUUUCUCUCGACGUUGGUCUAUGUCGAGGCUGCGCCGACGGCCUUGGCAAACAUCAAAUGGAAAUACUAUAUUGUCUUCAUCUGCCUGACCUUUGUCAACAUCUGGAUCUUUUACUUUUGGUGUCCCGAGACUCGAGGCAAGUCGCUGGAAGAGAUCAAUGCCUUGUUUGGUGACGAGGUGGUGGUACAUUUUGCGGAUGCGACCGAGAUGCAAAGGCACGAAUUAACCGCAAAGGUAUUGGCACAGGACGACAAACACGAGUUCGCCUCGGGGGGUGGAGCUAGCGUAGGAGAGGUGAGUACAAAGAUGGCGUUGAAAGUCUAA
Molecule: messenger RNA, 1560 nt
Organism: Fonsecaea nubica
Lineage: Eukaryota; Fungi; Ascomycota; Eurotiomycetes; Chaetothyriales; Herpotrichiellaceae
Exons: 7
Coding region: 1-1560 (519 amino acids)
Biological process (GO): transmembrane transport; carbohydrate transport
Cellular component (GO): membrane
Molecular function (GO): carbohydrate:proton symporter activity
Source: RefSeq, a predicted model, not a curated record